Molecule: messenger RNA, 1347 nt
Organism: Penicillium verhagenii
Lineage: Eukaryota; Fungi; Ascomycota; Eurotiomycetes; Eurotiales; Aspergillaceae
Exons: 1
Coding region: 1-1347 (448 amino acids)
Source: RefSeq, a predicted model, not a curated record
AUGGCUGAAUCAACUCGAGUGGCCCCUCUCGAAGAGGACUUCCCAUUCGAGAUCAUCUCGCAUCUAAUUCCAAUAACUCCAUUGCGCGAAUAUCCACACGGCAUAAUCGAUGAACAAAAGGGCCUCCGCCUCGCAGUGAAACAAUACAUCCCCCGAAACAUUACAGCGCAAUCUACAACUACUUCCGACGCCCCCGAACCGAUCACUAUAAUCGCAACGGGAGGACUAGGAUUCAUCAAAGAAAUCUACGAACCCUACUUUGCCGAAAUACUCCAUCGCAUCAAUGCCUCCAACCCCAAUGUCCGCAUCCGCUCGAUCUGGAUGGCAGACGUGUUCAACAUGGGCGAAAGCGCAAUCGCAAACCUAGAUAAUCUAGGCUGUGACGCAACCUGGAUUGACCACUCCCGCGACCUGUGGAGCAUGAUCAACCAUUUCCACGCUCAAAUGCCCAAGCCGAUUAUUGGCCUUGGCCACUCGCUUGGAUGUUUCCAGCUAACCUGCUUAUCGUCUUGGCAUCCGACUCUGUUUCAUUCCCUCGCCUUUGUCGAGCCGGGCCUCGACCCGAAUUAUGGCCGCGAGUGGGUCAUCCCGUUGGUGGUGAGGACGUUGCAGCGCAAAGAAUCAUGGGAUACGCGCGAGGAAGCAGAGAAAAGGGUUGUCAAGUCCAAUGCUGCUGGUGCUUGGAGCGAGAAGGUGGUGGCUCGGUUGAAGCGAUAUGGUAUUUUUCAGACAGCUGCGAACAAAGAGAAUAGAAGCGGUAGCAGCGGUGAUGGUGGCUGGGCAUUGUCCAUACCUAAAGACCAGAUUGCGACGAUGGUAUUCCGGCAUAAUCCGGAGGGUGUGGGGAUGGGUCCUGGUGGACUUGAGGAUGUGACUCUGGCACAGCGCGAGCUCAUCCCAGAUAGCAACCCCGAUGAUCGGGGGAAGGGGCCAUUCUAUAGACCAGAGAUGCAGCUGGGUUGGGAUCUGUUACCAAAGAUCAGGCCUUGGGUUCUGUAUGUGAAUGGAAGCAACUCGCCAGACCUUGCGGAUCCAGUGGUUCGGGAGGAGAGAGCGAGGAUCACGGGGACUGGAGUGGGAGGAAACGGUGGAAUGAGACUGGGCGCAGUCAAACAGGUUGUUAUUGAGGAGGGAGAACACACUAUGCCGUUUGAUCGUAGCUUGGGAGAGUUGGCUGAUCAUGUGGGGGAUUGGCUGGUGACUGAGUCGCAGCGUUGGGUUGAUGGUCCCAGAAGACGUCGGGUCGAAUGGCAAGCUAAAAGUUUGCAAGAGAAGCAGGCUGUGGGCAAGGAGUUCUUUGAUGCUGUUGCAUUGGUAUUGAAGCAGAGCAGGCCUGGAAAACUGUAA